Messenger RNA from Camellia sinensis, 801 nucleotides. NCBI's taxonomy places the organism in Eukaryota, Viridiplantae, Streptophyta, Magnoliopsida, Ericales, Theaceae. The record is from RefSeq and is a predicted model, not a curated record.
GUAUGUUUUGUAUCUUUCAACUUUGUGUGAUGAUGCCAUUCAAGGAAAAAAAUCACUGCAUGCUGCUGUAAAUGCUAUUUUUUCAGUUCCUAUUUCUGGAACACCUGAAAAUAGCAACACAGAUGAAAGUGAGAAUGCAGAAGUGAAGCCCACUUUACUUUGGAGUGCUCUAUAUAUACAGGAAAUGGCUACGUGUUCAUUUGAUUCCAUUUUCUCAACCCCUAUGCCAGAUGGGAAUCUAAACUACAAUGAUCUUCUAGAUGCAACUAAGAAGCUAUUUCAUAUGAUGUUUCCACAUCAUGAAUUCUUUCCCGAGACAGCCUUCACUGAUCCAGAAGAUGAUGGUCGGUUUGAUCAGAGUCCUAGUGAUGAUUCACUGAACUCUUAACAGUCUGACUGGGCGAUCAAGUCACAUUGUUAGGUUUUACUUACCCACACUGAUUGGCUUGAGAAUUUGAAGGUGCUUGAAUCAGCAGUCCUUUGUGCAUCGAGUGGACAAGAUUGAUGCAUAGAAACAACAAUUUUUGUCUCUUGAACUGUUUUCUUUGAGCAUUCAUCAUUCCAAUUCAGCACCAUGAAGCAGAAACAGAAGGAUUGAGCCAAUAUCUUUUAGUUUAGUUGGAUGUUACACUCGUGGGCAUGUACCAUAUGUGUCUUAUUAUCUUUAUACUCGCUCUGUGAAAUAUUUCAUUGAAGAACAAAUACAUAUUUUAACAUUAUUCAAGUUAUACAGCUUAAGCCUACAAAUGAACUUGAACAUUGCCUUUUUGUAGGAUUGGAUUUUCCCUUUCUAAUUGAUCA